AUGGACCAUUCGUCUGGAGCUUACGCCCCACCAGCGAAACGAGCUCGAACCGAUGACGAUGAAACACCCGCUCCGAUGACGCGCUCAGAUAUAUGGCAUUCGGAUGGCAAUCUUGUUCUCCAAGUUGGCACUACACAAUUUCGCGUCCACUGGGGUGUAUUGUCGACUCAUUCGUCUGUGUUCAAAGACAUGCAGAGUAUUCCUCAGCCAGACACCGCAGAACCACUCGUGGAAGGUUGUCCUCUCGUUGAACUCUACGAUGACCCCCUCGACGUUGAAAAUGUCCUUCGUUUGCUUUAUGACCCGACCGUAUUUCUUCAGUCGCAACAUGAAUUCGCAUUUGUGGCCGCGUUAAUUCGGAUGGGUCGCAAAUACGAUUUCCAAAACCUUUGGAAUGCAGGUCUUGGCAUUCUGGAGGCCGCCAUUCCAACGACGCUGGCUCAAUACGAUGCUCUCCGCGAUGUCAACUACCGAGUGAAAGGCAUCGUCAAGUAUCCCGCUCUCUUCAUCGAUAUUCUCAGUUUGUUGCGCGAGAACAACAUCAUGACUCUUCUGCCUUGCGCGUACUACCUUGUCAUUUACAUAUAUUCCGUGAAGCAGCUGUUUGACGGUGUAGCGCGGGGAGACGGCACGACCGCUAUUCUGGCCCCCGAAAUUCUACGUCAAUGCAUAGUGUCCAAGGAGAAGAUCAUCGGUACACAGUCGUUGACUGGCUACGCACUUUACUGGACCGUCACGUUGCCAACGAAUCAAAGCAGUAAUACCUCAGGCUGCGCUAACGUCGCCAUCUGCACAAAGAAUCGCUUGCUCCAGGUGUCCAGGCACGCAAAGAUGCUGGUAUUGCUCCCCCCCGCUGCGAAUGACGAAAAUCCCGGGAUGCUACACGGACUCUGCCCAUAUUGCCGCGACUUAGCAGCUAUGUUAAUCAAGGUCGGCCGACAAAACGGCUGGGAGAAUCUCCCCAAUUUCUUCGACCUUGCUCGGUGGGAUGAGCUAAAAAAUGAGGGGUAA
Mycena indigotica is the source of this 1011-nucleotide messenger RNA. Its product is annotated as BTB domain-containing protein. The record is from RefSeq and is a predicted model, not a curated record. The transcript has 3 exons. The coding region runs from base 1 to 1011 and encodes 336 amino acids. Gene Ontology annotation, molecular function: protein binding. Lineage: Eukaryota; Fungi; Basidiomycota; Agaricomycetes; Agaricales; Mycenaceae.